Molecule: messenger RNA, 2698 nt
Organism: Chlamydomonas reinhardtii
Lineage: Eukaryota; Viridiplantae; Chlorophyta; Chlorophyceae; Chlamydomonadales; Chlamydomonadaceae
Exons: 17
Coding region: 236-1975 (579 amino acids)
Biological process (GO): response to abscisic acid; cellulose biosynthetic process
Source: RefSeq, a predicted model, not a curated record
AUCAAACACAGAAAUAAUCAUGCGCGCGAUAAGUUGCUUGCUCGCGUUCGCAGUCCUUGUUGCUUAUAGGUCUGUUGAAGCGCUCUCUUGGUCUCAACAUCACCAGAAUCGUCGCUCGCUACAAAGCAGUGAUCUAUUAGAGCAAGCGACCCUGCGACCCGCAACAGACGGCAGGAGUAUCCCCAUCACAUCGCCAGUGCCUCUUGAUACCUCGCUAUGGGGCACAACGAGCGUGAUGGGCCGGAAGCUACUGGAGACGGAGUACGGCGUCUACAAGGAGCUGCUGCACUACCUACAGGAGAUGGAGAAGACCCCGGCUGUGGACUGCAACGAGGCGGUGAAGAAGCAGGCGCUGCCCACAUCGGCCGCCCUUGGACUGGCGCCCUGGGACCUGAUGCACGAGCUGGAGACAAUCCCGGCGCGCAUCAAGUUCCUCAACGACCUUUACCGGGAUGUGUGCACAAACGCCUCGGGCGUGCCUGGCCCAGGCAUGCAGGUCAAGGUGGCUGCCUUCACGGUGUGGAACGGCAACCUGUGGGGCCUGCGCCGCAGCCUGCUGCCCUGGAUGCAGUACCACACGCAGCUGGGCGUGUGCAAGUUCUAUGUGGCCUUCCAGGGCCGUGACGAGGCCACGUACCGGGCGCUGCUGCAGCUGGCGCCGCUGCUGGACAUGGUGCUGAUCAGCAAGCCCUUCGCCACGACCGCGGAGAACAAGGCCUGGCUGGAGCACGCGGCGCGGGACGACUGGGGCCGCCGCCCCGGCAACUGGCGGCUCAUGAGCAAGCAGGGCUACUGCGGUAACAUCGCGUUCGAGCGCGCGCGGCGCGACGGCAUGAACUGGAUGGCGCACAUCGACGCCGACGAGCUGCUCAUACCCUCCGUCAGCCUGGCCGCGGAGUUGGCCGCCGCGCCCGCCUGGGCCGGAUACCUCAAGAUGCACAACCACGAGGCGGUCAUUGAGAGCUUCGAGGUGGUGAACAAGUACGAGGAGGUCACGCUGUUCAAGACGCACGACCAAACGCUGCCCAACCGCACCAGCGACAUCCAGUGGCGCUUCCGGCUGGGCACCUACGGCACAUUCUACCAGGUGUACUACAACGGCAAGUCCAUCGGGCGGGUGGACCGCGGCCACAUCCACAUGUGGGGCCCACACGACUUCCUGGGGCCCAGGGACGACAGGUGGAAGGACCCGGUUCACAACCCCGAGGGCGAGUGGAAGAUGGCGGUGGCCAACUUCAGCCUGCUGCACAUCAGCUACACCUCCUGGCACGACCUGAUGGGCAAGGCGCGCAUCUCCUGCCCCAACGAGUACCGAGAAGCGGCCAAGGCCGGCAACGUCACAAAGGUCAAGGAGUGUUUCUGCCUGGACUUCGACCUGCACGCCUACAUGGCGGCCACCAAGGGCGAGGACGCGGCGCGGGAGCACUGGGUGCGCGAGUCGUUGCUCAGCGAGGGAGCCGUGCGCAAGGACGGCACAAAAUGCCACGUGUACAAGGAUGUGGACCGGCUGAAGCAGCUGCUGGUGCGGGACCGCAUCUACAGCCGCGUCACGGGGCCGCAGCAGCUGUUGCGAGCGCAGGAGCUGGCCAUCCGCCACAUCGCGGCCGGCAUGGGCAUCAAACUGCCGCCGCUGGGCGGGCAGGUGGCGGCGGGCGGCGGCGGCCUGACCACGGCGGCGGCGGGCGCGGCGGCGGCGGCGGCCGCAGCGGCGGCGGUCAAGCCGCUGCCCGUAGGCGUGGCGGCGGCGGGGACAGGCGGGGCGGUGGCGGGCGGGGCGGGGACCGGCGGGGCGGCGGCAGGCGGGGCGGCGGCGGCGGCGGGGGCUGGGACGGGGACGGGGUUAGCUGGCGGAGGGAUGGGCACGGGGGCGACCACGGUGACCACUGCUACCACGGCGGCGGCGGCAGCGGGCCUGGGCGGCGCGGGGGCAGGAGCUGGCGGGGCGGCGGCGGGCGCCACGGUUGCGAAGACAUAGGGUGGUGGAUAGCGGGUGUCAUUUGAAAUUUACUUUACGGUUACGCAUUUAGAUUAUCGCCUUUGGACAUAUACUGUUUACAGAGUACGGUAUUGUCAGGGGUGGGCGCCGCUGCGCCGAGGAAGGUUGUUGGAUACUGCGGAUGCCGCUGCAGUCGGAGUGGGUGGCAGGUAGGCUAGUGGUGGGACGCGGUGGAGGGGGGUGGCUGACGCUGACGCAACACUGUCCUGAUGUGCCAGCCUCCAGGGCUCUCCAACGUUGUGCUCGCUGGCUUUCUCGGUUAAGCAUCGUCAAUAUUACACAGUGGGGACAACUCAUGGAGGUGUGUGGGAGGGAAGUGGGUGUUUGGGUUGGGGGCUGUGCGUGUCUGCGUGACCCUUCGAUUCAAUUUUAGCGUAGCAGUGGUCAAGCGGCCCUUGGUGUGAUUACUCGGUAGCUCAGUUCAAGUGAUUGGGUGUUCAUGUUACCUACGCGAGCAACUACGAUGUGACCAUCGUCAUAGCGUAGGUGCGCCGGAGAAGGGCUACUAAGCACACCGUGUCGGUUUGGUUGCGUGCAUACGUGAUCCGGUGGCAGCCUGUGCAAGUGCAGUGGGGCCAAAAGCCUGGGGCGGCGGGGCCCAAGCAUGGAGGGAUACUGGGUAGGUAGGUGUGUGUCCCUGUUGUACUGUCAUGUGUGCGCGCGACCCGGGGAGCUGUAACCUAGCUGUAACCUAGCACUCUU